Molecule: messenger RNA, 615 nt
Organism: Acyrthosiphon pisum (pea aphid)
Lineage: Eukaryota; Metazoa; Arthropoda; Insecta; Hemiptera; Aphididae
Gene: AP-2sigma
Product: adaptor protein complex 2, sigma subunit
Biological process (GO): intracellular protein transport; clathrin-dependent endocytosis
Cellular component (GO): AP-2 adaptor complex; membrane coat
Molecular function (GO): clathrin-cargo adaptor activity
Source: RefSeq, marked provisional
GUGUUUUUUCAUUAUUUAACGAACAACUCAAAAUGAUCCGCUUCAUUCUAAUACAAAACAGAGCAGGAAAAACGAGACUAGCCAAAUGGUAUAUGAACUUUGACGAUGACGAGAAACAAAAGCUUAUCGAAGAAGUGCACGCAGUUGUAACGGUCAGAGAUGCCAAACACACAAACUUCGUAGAAUUCAGAAACUUCAAAAUAAUUUAUCGAAGGUACGCCGGUCUAUAUUUUUGCAUCUGCGUGGACGUUGGCGAUAACAAUCUGUGUUAUCUGGAGGCCAUACACAAUUUUGUCGAAGUCCUCAACGAAUAUUUUCACAACGUCUGUGAACUAGAUCUGGUGUUCAACUUCUACAAGGUAUACACCGUGGUAGAUGAAAUGUUUUUAGCCGGCGAAAUUCGGGAAACAAGUCAAACUAAAGUCUUAAAACAACUACUUAUGUUGAGUUCAUUAGAAUAAGUUAUUACGAUAUUAUAUCUACAAGCAAAUAUUUUACUUUCUUUACCAAUACACUAAAUUACUAUUUAUAAUUUACUACUCUAUACCAUAAUGUAUUUUUUUUUUAUUAUUAUUAUAUACAUACAUACAUACAUAAUAUAAUGCUAUUUACGAG